AUGGCAAAUCUUAACCAAAUUAAUUGCGGUGGUCUCCCGGAUGAAAUCGAGGUGGACGACCAUUUCGAGAUCUAUACCAGAACAUCAAGCGAAAGUCAUGGGAAUACCUGGCACGGUACAACAGCACUCGUUACGUCCGUAGCGAGCGCCAAUAUCACGCGGAACGAGUUCAACACGCAUAACAUCGCUGUCUUAUCUUUGAGCAUUCCUCCAGGUGGAAGCCUGCAAUUGAAGAUACGACACAAAUAUACUACAGUCAACACCGCUCGUGUGCGCCCUGCUUCGCUCGGAGUAAAUACAAAGAUCGAUGACGGGUACAUCCAUUUCACUGUCGAUCGAGCCAUUGAUGCAAUGCUCGAGAUCAAUGGGAACAAGUGGCAAGCGUUACAUCUGCUUGUGAAUGGAAUCAACGUCCAUGAGCCUCACUGCGACGGUACGGGGCUGUGGUACUUUGGACCUGGCAUCAAUAACGGUCGUGCUUGGGAAAACGUCGUUGAUGGGCAGUUGAUUGUACCAUCAGAUACAACGAUAUAUCUGGCAAGCGGCGCAUUCUUGACUGCGCAAGUAGUUUUCUCGAACGUGAAGAACUCCAGCAUCCGAGGGCUGGGAUAUAUUUCAAGACCGGGAAGCGCGUACGUGGCUUCGGCAUCUGGAAGACCGAGGGAACUCGACGGCGGAGCUAUUCUGAUCGAGCGAUCGAAGAAUAUUCUAGUGGAAGGAGUGACGUCUCUCCGCUCCUUUGGUUUCAGUCUUCCUAUUGUCGAAGGUGAGGACGUCCAUAUCAAUCGGUACCGCUCGUUCUCAGGCCAUGGCAAUGGCGACGGCGUGGAUCUCUUCUGUUGUCAAAAUGUCCUCAUCGAAAACUGUUUCCUGCGCAACUCUGACGACACAAUCGCUAUCUAUGGCCAUCGCUGGGAGUACUAUGGCGAUACGAAAGAUAUCGUCAUCCGUAAUUGUACGCUGCUACCAGACAUUGCGCAUCCUGUACAAAUAGGCACUCAUGGAAACCCCCAAAAGCCUGAAACGUUUAGCAAUAUUCUGAUAAGCAACGUCGACAUCUUGGAUCAUUGCGAAUAUCAAUUGUGGUAUCAAGGAUGCAUUUCCAUCAAUGCGGCUGACGAGAACCUCAUUCAGGACGUUCUUAUCGAAGACGUUCGCGUGGAGAAAAUUACCAAAGGCCAGCUUUUCAACAUUCGAGUCAUGAAGAAUGCAAUGUGGACAACAGCACCCGGCAGAGGCGUGAAGAAUGUAACUCUUCGCAACAUUGUGCUUGAUCAAGAAGGGUCAAAGACUGCCAAUCCAUCGCAGAUCUUGGGUUAUGAUGCUAGAAGAAAAGUUGAGAACGUCAAGAUUGAGAAUCUGAAGAUUGGUGGCCAGUAUGUUCAUGAUGAUAUGGCCAAGCCGAAGUGGUACAUGGUGACAGACUUUGUACCACUGUUUGCGAACGAGCAUGUAGAGGACGUUGUCUUUAAAUUAGUUGACCGGGAUUGA
Molecule: messenger RNA, 1491 nt
Organism: Alternaria burnsii
Lineage: Eukaryota; Fungi; Ascomycota; Dothideomycetes; Pleosporales; Pleosporaceae
Product: tat pathway signal sequence domain protein
Exons: 1
Coding region: 1-1491 (496 amino acids)
Biological process (GO): carbohydrate metabolic process
Molecular function (GO): polygalacturonase activity
Source: RefSeq, a predicted model, not a curated record